GGCUGUAGGUCAAUCCUUGCGGGUGCUUUUAUUGGAUGUGCCGCUGUCAAGCAGUGCUGAAGAAUUGGAAGGGCAAACGCCAGAAAAGGCAGAGAAAAGACAAACAUAAAAUCAGCAUUAUGUAGCUCGAUUCUACCUUACUGCCGCUCUCGUCAACCGUGAAUAACCGAGCCGUCCCCAGUAACAGAUCCGAAACUUGUGGACACGGAGCGGUCUUGUUUUGUGGGGGGUUUUUUGUUGUUGUUUUUUUAGAUUUUUUUUUCUCUAUGUGUCUCUCUCAAGCGAUUGCAUUCUCCAGAGGUGGUACAUCCACACAUUACAGUCUGACAGCCUCUACAUCCUAUUCCCCCCAUUCAGAAUGAGAGAAAAUCGCGGAGCCUGGUAACACUGUAGCCAAUUGCACCCGGGUUUGGACUUCUUAUAUCAGGCGGAUCAUCCUUAACCUGAUAGCGAAUGCCUGAAUGGAGAUUGCAAGCCAUCCAACAAGAUUUCUUCGCUUCCUAAACUGGUGAAUUUGGGCUGAUAAAUGGAGUGUUCCGCCGGACUACACGGCAUUAUGUUCUACGACGGGUGUUUGACAUCGGAGCGACUGGCCAGAAUAACACCCUGUAGUGUGAAUAUUUCAGCCUGUUGAUGAUGAACCGCUCAGGACUGGAGCAAAGUGUCGUGAGAACCGGUUUAUGGCCCAUGUCUUGAGCUGAAGUGGGCAACCAGUUUGUUUGAGAGAGAGGGGGGGGGGAGAGAAAGAAAGAGAGAGAGAGAGAAAAGCAUCAUUUUUGAUGGCUCCAGGGUGGGGGAGGACGACUACACAUGAAACCGUGGACACAAAAAAUGGAUAAAACUAUUGCAUGAAGCUGGCGGGGGGACUGCAUGGUGUGUGUUUUUAAGGCCUACUUGAUAACAGUGAAGUUGGGGGAAAAUGAGAAAAUGGUGAUGUGGUACGAAGCCGGAAUGAGGGAUAAAAUCGUGUUUGGGGAUCUGAGCAGCUCAGCUGAAGAAUAACGGAAUCCAGGUUCUCGUGGAUAAGACAGCUGCUUUGAUUAAAGACCUCCAAUUAACUUCAUGCGAAAAAAGAGAGGGAGAAAAUCAGCUUCCUGGUUUGAGGGUGGGGGAUAGAAAAAUAUAUUAUUCAUGCCUUGUGUCAGAGCAAUUGGAGAACCGGCUUUGCUGUGGCCUAGAUGAUACAUAUAUGUAUUUAUAUAUAUAUAUAUAUAUAUAUAUAUAUUUAAAAAAAUGAAACCUUAGGAGGAAGGGUGGACCUUUUUAAAAAAAAAUUAAAAAAAAUACAAAAAACAGAGGGCGAAUGACACUUGAGUAGCCUCAAAGUAAAGCACUUGCGCAAAAAGAAAAAGGCUGAAGUGGGUUGAAGCAUGGGCUGUGCUUCAAGUAUUCAUAUCUCUGAUAGGGUGGUCUACCACAGUGGAAAAGAGUCCGAGGAUUCCCACUCACCCCAGCAGACUAAUACCACUCAGCAUCAAGGAAAUCCUGCCUUGGGACUACCCCUAAAACCCCCAAGCUGCAAGACAUCCAAUCCAGUAAGCACAAAGACCGGAGGAAAGGCUCUCUGGACGUACGAUCCACAACGUCUCGGGGGAGCGAUGGGAGCUCACAACGAAGGCACUCCUCAAUGGCCCGAAUCCACUCCAUGACUAUAGAAGCUCCCAUCACGAAGGUAAUCAACAUCAUCAAUGCAGCGCAGGAAAGUAGUCCAAUGCCCGUGGCAGAAGCCUUGGAUCGGGUACUGGAGAUCCUGAGGACCACUGAGCUCUACUCCCCACAGUUGGGAACCAAGGAUGAAGAUCCCCAUACGAAUGACCUCGUGGGUGGGCUGAUGACGGAUGGUUUACGCAGAUUAUCAGGAAAUGAAUACAUCUUUUCCACGAAACAGCCCCACCAUAUCCCCAGUCAUCUGAUAACUCCUCUGUCAUUAAAUGACAUCCCCCCUCGUAUCGCCGAGACCAUGGAGAACGAAGACUCUUGGGACUUUGACAUCGUCAACUUGGAGGCUGCAACCAUGAAACGGCCUUUAACCUACUUGGGCCUGAAGAUCUUCUCCCGCUUUGGGGUCUGCGAGUUCCUAAACUGCACUGAGGCCACUUUACGCUCCUGGCUGCAAGUGAUUGAAGCUAACUACCACUCCAGUAACUCCUACCACAACUCCUCUCAUGCCGCUGAUGUCCUUCACGCAACGGCAUAUUUUCUCUGCAAGGAGAGAGUCAAGCAAAGUUUGGAUCCCAUUGAUGAGGUGGCUGCUCUGAUUGCUGCUACUGUGCACGAUGUGGACCACCCAGGCCGCACCAACAGCUUCCUGUGCAAUGCAGGAAGCGAGCUGGCCAUCCUCUACAAUGACACAGCUGUGCUAGAGAGCCACCAUGCAGCACUGGCUUUCCAGAUCACCACAAGAGAUGAUAAGUGCAACAUCUUCAAAAACAUUGAAAGGAAUGAAUAUCGAACACUACGACAGGCUAUCAUUGACAUGGUGCUCGCAACUGAGAUGACAAAACACUUUGAACAUGUCAACAAAUUUGUCAACAGUAUCAACAAGCCACUGGCUGCUCUGGAGGAGAAUGGGGGAAGUGGUGAUGAGGAAUCUGUCAAAAGCAUUCUGACAUCCCCCGAGAAUCGCAUCCUUGUCAAGCGGAUGCUGAUUAAGUGUGCAGACAUCUCCAAUCCAUGCAGGCCACUGGAGCUCUGUAUAGAAUGGGCCGGACGCAUCUCAGAGGAGUAUUUUGCACAGACGGAUGAGGAGAAGAGACAAGGUCUACCAGUGGUUAUGCCUGUGUUUGACAGAAACACGUGUAGCAUCCCAAAGUCCCAGAUUUCCUUUAUAGACUACUUCAUUACGGACAUGUUUGAUGCAUGGGAUGCUUUUGCAGACCUCCCCAAUCUUAUGCAGCACUUGGAUAACAACUUCAAGUACUGGAAAGGUCUGGAUGAGAGGAAGCUGCACAGCCUGCGACCGCCUCCAGAGUAGGUGCUGCAGUGUCUUGCCCUGGGACUCUGUACUCCGGGGCAGCCCUCCUCUCUCGUGCUGGAGCGUCUCUCUCUGCCAGCCAAAGGGCCUCCUCGCCUUCACUCUCCUGCUUCUGUAGCACGUCGAGCGUCCACAUGUCCAUCCAUACAGAAACCACACAAGGACUUCCUGACAGGUAGUUGCAGCAAUGACAUUGCUGGCUUUACAACCCUGUCAGACGAGAACUGUGACAAACACAAAGCAUCCUUAUGAACUUCUCGUGCCUCUCAGGCUUUCGCAGCGUAGCUGGUCAAGUGACAUGACUAAAAGAGAGUCCUUACAGGUCUCCUGGCAAAACAUGCAUCCUGUAAUUACUACAUGGGCUCUCUUGUCUGCCUGCGAAGUUGCUGUUUGAGCAAAAACUGCUUGUUUACUGAAUAAGCGAGCAACACUGGAGGAGUGAAGUGUGGUCUGGAUAUAAAGGUGUCCAAUCACUGUCAGUCCAUACAAUCACCUUUGACCUCCAUACCUGUGCUCGCAGCAAGGCGAAACAGCUCCCUCUGCCCCUGGAGGCCACACCAUGAAAGAACACUCCACUGCUUUUUUUGGUUUGUUACUGGCAAUAUAUUCAUGUGUCAUAUAGAAACACAUCCAAGCUGACAUGUGACACAUAACAGACAUGUGGGAGGGUAUGCUUUCUUUUUGGAUCAGGGAGUGGGUCUUUACUUUAGGCCGCUGCUGAGAGAUGAACACCUCAACAUCAUGAUCAUAGGUAACUAAUUACAGAUGAUUUGGUAUGUUAAUUUUUCUUAGAUGUUCCAUAUUUUCUAUAUUAAAAUUCAUAAAUUAAUUAGUUAAUAAAUAAGAACAAAAUGAAUUUCAAAAACGGAGCGAAAAGCCAAAGCUGAUGAAGACAAAUACUACUAUAACUCUCAAAAAUUCAAAAUUAUUAUUCAUAUGAAGCAUUACCAUAUUAAACAUUUUUAUUUUCUUAUCAAAAGUACAGUACCAGUUUGAAUGAACACUUUUGUAUUGCACUGUAAACAAUAUUAGAAAUGUCUACGUCUCAGUGAUUUGUCCAGGGAUGGGAUGUUGCAUUGUAGAAUAAGCUGUUAUUGUUGAUCAUCAGGAGUUUAUGUGUGUGUAUGUGUGGGUGUGUUUGGGUUGUAGGUGUGGGUGCGUGGGUGCAUUCAUUGUUGCAACAAUCCCUUACUCUUGGUUUAAUGCUGUAAACCGCUUGACAUUUGACAACAGCAGAAAUAUGUGAAAACAUUUUGGACUUGAAAAUUUUUUCGCCCAGAAAUUUUUGUAUCUGGUUUAUCCUACUGAAAAAGACUGCCUUAUUUUAUACAAUAUUUAUACAGUACAUCCCACUGUGCAACUGCAACGGACAUCUGGAGUUUUUAUUAUAACAUAGUCAGAAGGUUAUGUUCAAGUAAAUCUCAAUAUUUUUAUAGACAAUGAAUUUUACACUGGAUUUGCAGCAAAUGAGAUCAACCAUUAUAGCUAUCUGAAUACCUGUGAAUUGGAUGGUCACACAGAGCAUGUAUACAGAGAACUAAAUGGUUAAGAAGGAUGUGGAUCGCAGAGUUGUCUAUCACUGUCUUUAAGCAGUCUCCUAGAGGCCAGCUUGCAUUGAUUUUUGAUCAAGCAUCAUUCUAUUUUGGCCACUUGUCCAACAUCCUUAUGCACAGACCCAGGGAACAGCUUUUCGUUCGAGGCUGGUUUCAGAUUAGGAUACUAAUAUAUGUUAAAGAUUGUUGCUAUUAAGAAUAUUUCUUCUUUAAACAGUAUAUAAAUGCCAUAACAGCUAAGCAAAUGAUGGUUAAUAGAUGUAUUGACCACGGUUAUCUUUGUUUCUCUCUUAUGACAGAAUUGAACACUCAAUCAGGGGAUUUGUUUGUUCCUUCUGAUUCACAUCUUGGUCUGAAGGCACGGGAAAAAAAUUAGAAUCUAUUCAAUGAAAAAUAAAAUAAUGUCAAUUAUAA
Molecule: messenger RNA, 4941 nt
Organism: Micropterus salmoides (largemouth bass)
Lineage: Eukaryota; Metazoa; Chordata; Actinopteri; Centrarchiformes; Centrarchidae
Gene: pde8a
Product: phosphodiesterase 8A
Biological process (GO): cellular response to epidermal growth factor stimulus; regulation of DNA-templated transcription; positive regulation of ERK1 and ERK2 cascade
Molecular function (GO): 3',5'-cyclic-AMP phosphodiesterase activity
Source: RefSeq, a predicted model, not a curated record